GCUGGUUGCCAAGCUGGAGCCAUACCUGGUGACGAUGUACCAUACGUGCCGCAUCAACGGCAUGGAGUUUGUCUUGCCACACCGCACGGGAGAUCUCACGAUUGCUACAAAUCUGUCGCCGAGCCAGCGUUAUACCAUUUGGUGCGGCCGCAACACUGAAGCUGUCUACGGGAAGACCGUGCUGCAGGCCUUGCUGGUGGAUGCUGGAACGCAAAUGUUCGAGCCGCAAAGACAAGAUGACGAGCUUCGCGUCGAGUUCGUAGGUGACUCGAUUACAGCUGGCUGGCUGGUUUUAAAUGAUCCGGGAUCCUACGUGAAUCAAAAUCAGACGGGAGAGGACAUCUUCCAGACAUGGGAUCGACACCUCGCUGACGCCUGGGGCACUUCGAACUGGCGCGCAGUGGCCCGCACGGGCAUUGCGAUUUUUCCUUAUACCGCUUAUGGCCUGCAGUUCCAUCGCAUCAAGGAUCGAUUCCUUUGCUCAGAAUUCAGCUAUUCGCAGUGUUGCCCAAAUCCCUGGGACUUCAACAAGUGGCAGGCAGAUGUGGUGGUGAUCAACGUAGGCACCAACGACUACAUCCCUGUGAAUCCGAACAAGCCAUCAGCAGCAACUUUCGCAGUCGGCUAUGGCGAGCUCCUUCUGGUGGUCCGGAGCAAGUAUCCGCACGCUUUGAUCCUAUGCAUCAUGCCGUUGGCCUACACCUGCGACAGCCAGUCGCGGUAUGAUGCCAUGUGCCGGGGCCUGACAGAAGCAGUGCGAGAUGCGGAAGAUGAGAAGAUCCGACUGCACCUUACAGGCACCCGCCAGGCUCCCUGGCUCAACUGCAAUGCGGACUAUGUGGAUGGCACUCACCCAACCAUUGCUGGAGGGAAGAAGUUCGCUGACAGGCUCCUUCCAGGUCUUACGCCGCAGAUUCGUCAGUUCUUCCCGGAGAAGUGCCGAGGAAUUGGCUCUCGCUGCCAAUCACCAGCUCCAGUUUCUACGUCGUUGCAGAACACACUCAGCACCACUGACAAGACGACGAGUGCUGCCAGCACUGUGGCCACGACAGGCCUGCCUUCGACUACUGCUGCAAGCGGGUCGAGGUGCUGCUAUCCGAACUGUCGGGGCCCCCAGAGCUUUUGCAACACGGAGACUGAGAGCCCAUUCUGCACAAGCUCUGCGGAAAACUGCCAGCAGUGCGGCGGCGAGUUGUGCGGUGGUGGUAGUCAGACCACGGCCGCGCCCCCUUCCUCGACGACCGGAAGAACCAUCCCAGCCUCGACAACAACGACUUCUGAAGGUACAGAAUCCACUAGCGGGGUGCCAGGUGGAGCGGUCUGCUGUUAUCCGGAUUGCGGAGCCCCACAAAAUCAGUGCAACACCGAGCGCGACAGCCCAUUUUGCACAAGCUCCGCCGCCAACUGCCGCGGGUGUGGUGGAGAGCUGUGUUCGGGUGGUGGUGGCGGUGCUCAGACAUCAGCCGAACCCACCACGACGACAACUUGGAG
Symbiodinium pilosum is the source of this 1491-nucleotide messenger RNA. The record is from the annotation of a GenBank genome assembly. NCBI's taxonomy places the organism in Eukaryota, Dinophyceae, Suessiales, Symbiodiniaceae.